CGAUCUAUCUCAUAUUUGACUCAUAUUUGGAGUCAUCCUCGCUGUCCGAUACAAAGCCGAUGCAUGCUAAAGGCUAAAGGGCGCAGGUCCACACCCACAUGUGGUUGCACGUCCUAUGUAGGGUACUAGGUACCUCGGUAGGUAGGUUACUCUGUAGCCUAGAGGUAUGCAAGCUUGUUCAAGUUCUAUAUACCUGUACUUCGUACUACCAACAUCCUAUUCAACCCAAGUCUAAGUCCAAGCCAGCUUCGGUGUUCCUAUCUUCUAACACAUAGGUUCGGAUAAACAAAGGCGGUGGAAAAAUAAUAAAAAAAAUGACUGCCCACGGCACCCCCUCGGUCCCCUUCGGCGCGGCCAUGCGCAAAGCGCAUUUCGCCUUUGCCCCGCACUACACGCCACUGAACCACGGCUCCUACGGCGUGGCCCCGGUGCCCGUCCGCCGCGCCCACGAGGCCCUCCGCGCCGAGGCCGAGGGCGCCGCGGACCCCUUCAUCGCGCUCGAGCUGCACGGGCGCCUCGCCGCCCAGCGCGCCCUCGCCGCCAACGCCCUCAACUGCCCCGACGUCGACGACCUCGUCUUCGUCCCCAACGCCACCACGGCCUCCGACACCGUGCUCAAGAACAUCGACUGGCAAGCCGGAGACGCGGUCCUGUGCUACGAGGUCGUGUACGAUGCCCUGCGCAGCGGCCUCCUGUGGCUCGAGGAGAAGUACGGCGUCAGCAUCCACGUCGUCAAGCUCGCGUGGCCGAUCCCCGACGACGACCUGGUAGAGGCGAUGGUGGGCGCCGCGCGCGCGAUCAACGCGGAGACGCGGCCCAGGCGGCGGCGGGUGCGCCUCGCGAUCGUGGACACGGUCGUCAGCCUGCCGGGGGUUCGCGUGCCGUUCGAGCGGCUGGUGCCGGCGCUGCAGGCGGAGGGCGCGCUGGUGCUCGUCGACGGCGCGCACGGCGUCGGACACGUCGACAUCGACCUGGCGGCGCUCAGGCCGGACUUCUUCCUCACGAACCUGCACAAGUGGCUCUUUGUGCCAAGGGGCUGCGCGGCGUUCUACGUGGCCAGGGGGCGCCAGGGCUUGGUUCGCUCGACGCUGCCGACGAGCUUUUACUUUGCGCCGAAGGGGGGGAAGAGCGGGGGGGAGUGGGCGGAGAUGUUUGAUUUCACUGGCACGAACGAUACGACAAACUGGCUUUGCGUUGAAGCCGCCCUCGACUUCCGCACCAACGUCUGCGGCGGCGACGCCGCCAUCAAAGCCUACUGCUACAGCGUAGCGCAAGCCAGCGGCGCCGCGGCCGCCAAGAUCCUCGGCACGGAGGUCAUGGACGUCGCCGGGUCGUGCCUGCGCGACUGCUGCUUCGCUAACGUGCGGCUGCCGCUUGAGGUCGGCGCCGGUAAGAUAGAGCCGGAAAACGCGGGAAAGGUGACGGGCUGGUUGAAGGCGACGGGGUAUCGAGAGAGCGGGAUGUACUUCCAGACGAUACUGUACAGGGGCGCGUGGUGGUGGCGUAUCAGUGGCAUGAUUUAUGUGGAGGUGGAGGACUUUGAGAGGGGGGCGGAGGUGCUGAGGGAUCUGUGUGUGAGGGCGCAGAAGGGGGAGUUUCUUGAGGCUGCCUAGUUGGGCUGGGAUGAGGGAAUGCAGAUAUAUGAUCCCUAGGAGAUGCUUUGCAACUAGAUCUGUCUGUAGGACAUGGCAUGAGUUCCUAGGUACCUACACAAUAAUAGGUAUUUAACUCUGGUAACCCCCUGAAUGUGUCUUGGAAGGUUUUGUACAAAAAGCAAUUCUAUAGUUAUCGCUUACAAAACGAAAAGAUCAAGUAAAGAAUAUUUCAUCAGUCGAAGGGGGGAGCACAGAGUCUUUGGAUUGUCCCUGGCCAAUCUCAAACUCUUCCCGUCAUACGAUAGAUAGAUCUAGAAGAGACCCCCGCCGAUUAUUGGGGAGCUUAAGACGGCUGGGCUUUUCCCAACGAUAUAUCGAGAGCCUGCGUCUUGAAAACGAGCAUAGCUUAUACAGGCGAAAAUAGUGAUAUAUCACAGCUCCAAAGUUGGGAAACCAACGAAAUGGCAAUAGUGCUGACUUGAUGUGAGUACUCAUCCGUGUGGUUGGGCUAUCGAGGCCUGGAAAGUUGGCAUAGGCUAUAGCCUAGCUGCUGUCACAGUAGUUACCAUGAAGGCAACUGAAGAAAGGAGUCAUCACUAAGAAGAAUGUAGAACUCCAAGAUUGAGGGCUACAGACAUCGGUAGACUUUGUUGGCGUAAGUGAUGAGUGAGAUGGUUAAGCAACAGCCACCAAAUAUUAAUAUCCGAGAUAAUUGUCUUCUCA
Hypoxylon fragiforme is the source of this 2318-nucleotide messenger RNA. RefSeq names its product putative aminotransferase family protein. Bases 315 to 1613 code for a protein of 432 amino acids. The record is from RefSeq and is a predicted model, not a curated record. The transcript is spliced from 3 exons. Lineage: Eukaryota; Fungi; Ascomycota; Sordariomycetes; Xylariales; Hypoxylaceae.